Messenger RNA from Candidozyma haemuli, 2514 nucleotides. RefSeq lists its product as uncharacterized. The transcript has 2 exons. The coding region runs from base 1 to 2514 and encodes 837 amino acids. NCBI's taxonomy places the organism in Eukaryota, Fungi, Ascomycota, Pichiomycetes, Serinales, Metschnikowiaceae. Gene Ontology annotation, biological process: carbohydrate metabolic process. The record is from RefSeq and is a predicted model, not a curated record.
AUGAAGGUCGAGCAUAUCUCGUUCAAUUCCACAAAACCAGGUCCUCUCGAGGGUACCAUCAACAAUGCCACACCCUCUAUCUCCUGGAAGUUUUUCGGGUCAGAGCAGUCCUGGCAACAGGCAGCGUACCAGAUCAAAGUACGUUUAGGUAACGACCUUCAAUGGAAAGAAUUUCCAGUGGUUAGUUCAAACAAGAACCUCUUUGUUGAGUGGCCAGGCGAACCGUUGAAGUCUAGAGCAUCUUUCGAUCUCAGUGUCAGAGUCCAAGGUGACGAUGGAAAUUUUUCAGAAUGGAGUGAGCCUGUUCAUGGCCAAGUUGGUUUGUUGUCAGAUCAGGAGCAAUGGCCGGCUAGGUUUAUAGCCAUGGAGAAUCAGCCUCGGGAGGACGGAGAAACCGCCCCGGAGACGUUGUUCCGUAAAUGCUUCCCACUUUCAAAGAAGGUCAAGUCAGCUAAGGUUUUCAGCACAGCUUUGGGGAUUUAUAACCUUGAGCUCAACGGGACUAAGGUAGCCGAGGAUUUUCUCAACCCAGGGUGGACGACCUACGAGAAACGCUUGUUGCAUCAGUGUUACGACGUGACCCAUUUGGUCAAGUCAGGCUCUAAUGUCAUUGGCGCCAGAGUCGGCGCAGGAUGGUACCUGGGCAAGUUUGGUUUCGACGGAGGACUUGUGAAUAUCUAUGGUGACAAAAGAGCCAUCAGUUUGUUCAUUGAGACCACCUACGAAGACAAUUCUACGGAAUUGGUUUGCUCAGACGACUCUUGGAGUGCUUCUUACGGGCCUAUCGUGGCAGCAGGUUUGUACGAUGGAGAAACGUACGAUGCCACUAGAGAAAUUCAAGGCUGGUCUUCUGAUGCACUUGUUGGUAAAGAUUGGGCCCGUGUGGAAGUAAUUGAUUUUGAUAUUUCCAGGAUCGAGCCCCAAUCGUAUCCUCAUGUUACAGUUCAAAGGACAAUCACAGCUAGGCUUCUUCCACCCACUCCUAAAGGAAAGACCGUGCUUGAUUUUGGAGAAAACAUUGUUGGAGUGCCCCGCUUCACCAAUAUCAAGGCCAGAAGAGGAUAUAAAGUGACCUUGAGAUUUGCAGAAGUCAUGGAGCACGGUGAAUUGGGAACCAGACCUUUGAGAAGCGCUAAAUGUACUGAUGAAUACACUUUUAAAGGUGACGCUAAUGGAGAGCUGUACCAGCCACGUUUCACUUUCCAUGGCUUUAGAUACUGCGAGGUGGAUGACCCUGAGAAUGUUCUUGACUUGGCGAAACUCGAAGCAGUGGUGAUUUCAACCAAUGCCAGGCAGAUCGGUCAUUUUGAGUGUGAUAACGCUUUGUUAAACCAAUUACACAGCAACGUCAUUAGAAGCACCAGAGGAAACUUCAUCACCCUUCCUACCGACUGUCCUCAGCGUGAUGAGAGAAUGGGGUGGACUGGAGACAUUGCUGUGUUUGGAAAAACUGCUGCUUUCUUGUUAGACUGUUCCUCGAUGUUGGACAACUUUUUGAAGGAUUUGUGGAGUGAGCAGCGAAUGAGAACCUCGGGACCUUGGCCCCAUGCGCCUGCUGUGGUUGUUCCGGACGUUGUAAAGCACUUGAAGCACUUUUGGGAUAACCAGAUUAGUGCCAUAUGGCAAGACUGUGCAGUUAUUUUGCCUUUUUCGUUGUUCAGAGCUACUGAAAACAUUAAUUUGUUGAAGCAGCAGUAUGAGAGCAUGGAGACAUGGAUUGAGUGUCUUCCCAAAUUGGAGCAUCAGAUGUUGUGGGACAGAACUAAUGUUUUCUUGCAAUUGGGAGACUGGUUAGAUCCCGCUGCCCCUCCUGACAGACCUGCAAACGGAAAAACUGACAAGUACCUCGUUGCUAAUGCGUUUUUCUACCACGUCUUGACCAGUAUGGUAACCAUCAGCGAGCUAGUGUACCCAGAGAAUGUUUCUAACUUGGGCCUAUAUAAUAGCAAGAAACAAGUCGAAUUUGCCGGUAACCGUCUUUCAGAACUUGUGAAAAAGGCCAACUAUACCAUUGGUACUGGUUUUGCUGGAACACCACACAUUUUACCAGCCUUGUUUGCUACGGGACACUAUGAAGAAGCCUUCUCGAUGCUUCUCGCCAAAGAGUGCCCAUCGUGGCUUUAUCCAGUGACCAUGGGCGCCACAACGAUCUGGGAAAGAUGGAAUUCGAUGAUGCCUGAUGGAACCAUCAACCCUGGGGAAAUGACCUCCUUCAACCAUUAUGCUUUGGGUGCUGUGGCCAGUACAAUGCACGAAAUCAUUGGUGGUGUUUCCAUUCUUGAGCCAGGGUAUAAAAGAUUCAAGAUCUGCCCACACCCUGGCGGAAACUUGAAGAGAUGUCAUGUUGAACACGAGUCUCCAUAUGGGGUUGUUUCCUCGCGGUGGAAGAUUUGUGGUGACGAGUUUAUAUUGGACGUGACGAUUCCACCUAACACCAAGGCAGUCAUUGAGUUGCCCAAUGGGCACUCCGAGGAGCAUGGAUCCGGAAAGUACACUUUUACUUGCAAAUUCUGA